Messenger RNA from Ichthyophthirius multifiliis, 890 nucleotides. RefSeq lists its product as hypothetical. The record is from RefSeq and is a predicted model, not a curated record. NCBI's taxonomy places the organism in Eukaryota, Ciliophora, Oligohymenophorea, Hymenostomatida. The transcript has a single exon.
UUUGAAUUUCAGUUUUAAGUGAUUUAUAAUUAUCUAAAAGAACUUUUUCCAUAAUUGUAAAAUUAUUUUUUUCUUCUUUUUGAUCUUUAAAAGAUUCUAAUAUGUUAUCCUUUUCAUUAUAAUUAUUAAAAAUUCCUUUAGGAUAAUUAAUUUGCAUGUUAAUUUAUUAUUAAAGAUUUUCAAAUUCUAUUAAAUUAGUUGUUUUUCGGAAAUUUUCCAUUAAAUGCUUAAAACUAGUUAAUGUAGUAUUUUAAAAAUGGCUUAAUUCAGUAUUAAAAAUAUCCUAAGCUUUUUAUUUAUUUAUUUAAAUUUAAUUCAUAUUAUUUUCUUUUUCAAUUAUUUUUCCAUUUUAUUAUUAUUUGUAUAUAUUGUUAUCUUAUAAUGUUUUUUAUAUUCUACUAAAAACCAUUUAAUUAACAAGUUUUUUGUUUAAUUUUCUUUAUAAAGAUUCAAAACCUAGUUUUAUUUUAUCAUCAGCUUUUUUUUCUUCUUUUAUAUCAUUUAUUUCUUCAUCUUCUUUUAUGCUUUUUUCCUCUUCUAUUGCCAUUUUACGAUUUUCUUAAUCGUUUGUUAUUGCAUUUAUUGCUUCUACGUCUAUUUAGGGAUCUAAUUAAUCCAACUUUAAUGAUUCUUCGUGAUCUUUUCGCAUUUUUUUUAAUUCUUCAGCAUUUUCAGCUGUUUUUAUUAAUAGAUCUUUCUUCCAUUUUUCUAAAUUUGUUGAUAUUUUUCGAUUAUCAUUUAAAUAUGUUUUUGGUUCAGGAAAAAAUUCGCCUUCAAUAUCUUUAUAAGGAUUAUAUUGAUAUGAGUUUUUAUCGGAUUUUUGUUAUAUUGGUUUUUAAUAUUAUUUUUCGCAUUAAAAUUCUAAUUUGGAUGAAGUUUCAGAAUUUUUA